Molecule: messenger RNA, 1702 nt
Organism: Poecilia latipinna (sailfin molly)
Lineage: Eukaryota; Metazoa; Chordata; Actinopteri; Cyprinodontiformes; Poeciliidae
Gene: lgals3a
Product: lectin, galactoside binding soluble 3a
Exons: 6
Coding region: 171-1292 (373 amino acids)
Biological process (GO): monocyte chemotaxis; macrophage chemotaxis; negative regulation of endocytosis
Cellular component (GO): immunological synapse; nucleus; cytoplasm
Molecular function (GO): IgE binding; laminin binding; disaccharide binding
Source: RefSeq, a predicted model, not a curated record
GCGCGAGCUUCCUUUCCAGGAGUUGUAGUUUUUCUUAGCAGAACCAACGUUAGCUUCCAGUUUUGAGCCUCGUCAGGCCAAAGCAGUUGGCUAACUGGGUUUUUCGGAGCUGUAGAAACCAUCGCAGUUUCCUGUUGUCGUUCAAGCAGAGCCUAGCUUCCGACCAGAUCAUGGCAGAUUUCUCGCUGUCAGAUGCUUUAGGAGAUGACACGCCGAGCCAGGCUAAGAAAAUAGGCCACACUAACCCUACGGCCCCUGCCAGCAAUCACCCUGCCGCUCCGAACCCGGGAUGGCCCGGUUCUGCCCCAGGAGCUCCCACCCAGCCCUCUGCUCCAGCUGACUUCAGCGGUGGAUUAUCUGGCCCAGGAGCCCCGGGGCCAUUCCAGUACCCCUCUGGCCCUGGAGCACCAGGGCAGUACCCGGGACCUCCCUCAGCACCCGGUGGCUUCCCUGCUGGUCCUGGAGUACCUGGACAGUAUCCUGCACCGGGAGCUCCGGGUCAGUUUCCCUCCAGCCCCGGAGCGCCUGGACAGUUCCCCGGGCAGUAUCCAUCUGAAGGAACUCCUGGACAGCUGCCCGGGGGCCCCGCUCCUUACCCAUCGGGGCCGUUUCCUUCUGGCCCCGGCGCUCCGGCCGGCCCUUACCCGAACGUGCCUUUCCCUGGUGGCCAGCCAGCAGGAGGCAACGGGAUGUACGGACCCGGGGGUCAAGGUGGAUUUCCCCCUCCAGCCGGUCCAGGAUCUUUCCCAGCGUUCCCCGGAGGCGGAUUCCCCCCGAUACCACCCGGGUCGUGGGGAUCACCCGGAGGAGGUUUCCCGACCCCGCCUGCUCAGUUUGGUCCCGGGCCCACGGGUCCGUACGGUGGUCCUGCUGGUCCAGGAGGCACAUUGAUUGUGCCGUACGAUCUCCCACUCCACGCUGGGAUUAUGCCGCGCCUUUUAGUCACGGUGAUCGGAGAGCCAGUUCCCGGGGCAGACAGGUUCCAGGUUGACUUCCUUAAAGGUCCGGAUGUCGUCUUUCACUUCAACCCUCGCUUCAACGAGCAGACCAUCGUCCGAAACUCCAGCCUAGGAGGUUACUGGGGCCCGGAGGAGCGAGAGGGGCCCUUCCCCUUCGUCCAGGGGCGCCGUUUUGAGCUGAAGAUCCUGGUGGAGGAGGACAUGUUCAAGGUGGCCGUGGACGGGACCCACCUGCUGGAGUACGAGCACAGAGUGGGCGGCCUGGAGGAGGUGACCGUGCUGCGGGUCACCGGCGACGUCGUCCUCUACAGCGCGGCGCCCAGCAUGAUCUGAGCAGCCCCGGCCGCUCGCUUGCUCGCUCUCGAAACGAUUAGCCUCCGCGUUUCUGACGACCGCCUGCCCCAAAGCCCCUCCCCCUCAAACACACGGAGGCAGCUGACGAAGUUGCAAGUGCGGCCAGCAAAGUGCAAUUGUCCCUCACGUGGCACAUUUUAUCGCAACGCAGAUCGAAUUAGGUUCGCACUUGAUAAUCCUGUUUUUUUUGUGUGUGUUUUUUUUUUCCUACUGAAUGAGAUCUCAAUACAAAAUUAUGUUUUCACUUUCCUCUUAGAAAAAUGUAUGAACUGCUUUGCAUUUUUUGUUUCCCUGUUUUUUUUUUUUCCCAUUUCUAAUUAAGGAAAAGAUUGAGUGACAUAAACGUGUAACAAAUUAAAUAAGGAAUAAUUUAUUAUGUGAAAAAAAAA